Rosa chinensis is the source of this 1083-nucleotide messenger RNA. Its product is annotated as UPF0481 protein At3g47200. Bases 1 to 1083 code for a protein of 360 amino acids. Lineage: Eukaryota; Viridiplantae; Streptophyta; Magnoliopsida; Rosales; Rosaceae. The transcript has a single exon. The record is from RefSeq and is a predicted model, not a curated record.
AUGUCCGCAAAUCAUAGAAGUGGUAGAGAUCAUACAGGUAUCGAUAUUCUCGAUGACCACGAGAAAAGCAAGAAAAGCAAGAAAUGCGUCUUCAGAGUUCCUAACGUGCUCUGGAGACAAAAUCCAGAAGCAUAUACACCUGACGUUGUUUCAAUCGGACCUUUUCAUCAUUAUCCAGAAAAGCGAGGCAAGGAGGAAGGUAAAGGAGGCAAAGAAGGCAAUGGCGAAAAAUAUUUCCAACUCAUGGAACGAGUGAAAACUAGCUAUUUGAAUGAAAUUCUCACCGGUAUGAAGAAUAUUUCUUUGGAAGAGUUGACUACAGAAGUCAUUAAGCUCGCAGAUAAAAAGAAUGAAGGCGAAUUUGAGCAACGCGCGCGCGAUUUUUAUGCAGAACCACUUGAUCAUAUUUCCUCUGAAGAGUUCAUCAAGAUGAUGAUAGUUGACGGUUGCUUCCUAAUUCAGCUGUUUCGGAAGUGUGACGAUCCGAAACUCAGGGCCUUUGAUGACCCGGUGUUCAACAUGGACUGUAUGUUUCAUUUCCUAUGCCAUGACAUUUUGCUCCUAGAAAAUCAACUACCUUGGUUUGUUAUCCACAGUUUGUAUAGCCUUAUCAUUGAAAUAUACCCAAAUCAAGCUUCCCUCUCUAUUCUCAUCAUGAAAGUGCUCAGCGUGCUACCAUCACUAAAGAAUUGUUGCUCAACCUAUAAAACGCAUAAUUGUGAUGCUGAUGUUCUGCACAUACUUGAUCUGGUAAGAGCUUCGAUGGUUGAACCAUUGAUCAUAAAGGAGAGAUCAUGUAGAGCAGUUGGUAGAGAAGCAGAAGAUCAUCAAAUGCAUUCUUCGACUCAUCAAGGUAAUUCUGACUUCAAUCCAUUUCGAAUGCGUGCCGCGACCACUCUCUCAGAGGCAGAAAUUAAAUUCGGAAGCGACGCAAGUGGAUCCAUAUUGGACAUUCAUUUUAAUAAGGGUUGUGUAUGGAAUGGGACUCUUGUGAUUCCGCAGCUUGACUUUGGAAUGUCAUCGGAAACAUUAUUCAGAAACCUCAUUGCAAUCGAGCAAUGCUACCAUGGUUAUGACUUAUGA